Molecule: messenger RNA, 2263 nt
Organism: Fimicolochytrium jonesii
Lineage: Eukaryota; Fungi; Chytridiomycota; Chytridiomycetes; Spizellomycetales; Powellomycetaceae
Product: Fasciclin domain-containing protein
Exons: 6
Coding region: 414-1964 (516 amino acids)
Source: RefSeq, a predicted model, not a curated record
CAAGAUCUAAGAAAAUGAGCGUACCGUUGGUCACGGGCCCCCUUUUUGCAACCCCCCGUUUACAACCCCCCUUCAUCCCUUAAAUCCCUUCCGUCGUCAUGGGCGGAGUAACCUAUGACUCUGUGGACCCUGGACGUUGCAAGGGACCGACUGAAUUACUUCGAGGACGUUCCACUGCGAUACCUUUAUGGCAAGCCACGCUUGGAGGACCCCUUUUUCCAUUCUCUUGAUUUGGCGAGUUAUUCCGGGUUCAGCCAGAUCAUUAGCUACUCGAGUUUGGUCGUAUAAGAAGCAGUGUUAGCUUCGCUUGAUUUGAUUCGCCGUUGAAGGAAGAGUCAACACUACCUGCACAGACCAAAUCGAACAGACUUAUCGACACAGCAACUCCAGCAGAAAGCAGUGCAAGUCCCAUCAUGGCUCUCCAAGGAGCCGUCCUACGCCUGAUCCUGCUCACAGCAGCUCUGUUUGCAUGUGUCGCUAAUACUCACCCGACCCCCAACGGUAACUCGCUCGCGAACCAAGCCGACGCUGCUGUUGCGCAGCUACGCCUGUGGGUCGAGGGCAUCAGGCACGCUGGGGAGGUCCAGUCCGACACCGCUAGCGACGGCGACACGGACGUAGAAACGGUGCAGAACGCGAAUGUAGGCACCUUCGACGACAUCAUCAUCUGCCAGCUCCUCGGCGGGUUCACGGGAACGAACUCCCCCAAGAAACCCUUCCACAUCGCCCUCCCGCAAGAUGCACCCGACCGCUCGCACCCGGGUCCCGGCAACGCGACGCUCGAUGCCUACAGGGUGCUGCGCAGCGACCCGGCGUUUGCGAAACUCGCGGACUUGAUUGACGAGCGUCCGGCGGUGGUCGAGGCGUUGAAGGUGGAGGGCGCGGAUCUGACGGUGUUUGCGCCGGUCCAGGAGGCGUGGAGGUGGAAUACGUGUCCGCCGGGACAUGAUGUGCCGCCGGACGAGAUUGUUACCAAGAUCCUCCUCUACCACCUCGUCCCCGGCAUCCGCCCCGCCAAAACCCUCCACGGCGGCGGCCUCCUCACCACCGGCCUCGAGCUCGCAACCCUCGGCGGGCGCGCGCAAAAAAUCCGCGUGUUCUCCCCCAACUCUCACGGCAACCGGCCCCACCACGGCAUCUCGCUCAACCUGCACUCGCACGUGGUCGCCGCGGACAUCGAGUCCUCGAACGCGGUGAUCCAUGCGGUGGACAACGUGUUGAUCCCGCCGCCGGAUGCGUAUUGGCUGUUGAAGCAUGUUCCGCAUGCGUUUGGCGUGUUUGGCGUCGCGAUCAGGAAGGCCGGGUUGGAGGAUGUGGUGAGGGAGACGCCGGGGAUGACGCUUUUUGCGCCGAGUAAUCGCGCGUUUAGGAAGCUCGGAUGGAAGAAUCUCAAGUUCCUCUUCAGCCCCAAGGGCGCCAAGAUUCUUCGCAAGAUCGUCAACUACCACAUCUCACCCUCGCUCAAAUACGGCCCCGACAUCCUGCACGAGCGCAAGGUCAAGCUGCCGACCCUGCUGGACGGCGCGAGCAUCGAUGUGCGCGUCAAGCGGCUCCGGAGCCCGCACAGGGGCGAUCAUGGGAAGAAGGGGGAUGUGAUCGUCCUCAACAAAAAAACCCACGUCACCAUCGCCGACGGCCCCGCCAUGAACGGCGUCGUGCACGCCAUCGACAGAGUCCUCGUCCCGCCUCACAAGAAACACCACAAGAAACAUCACAAGAAACAUCGGCACCACCACGACGCCGAGGAUGAUCUCGCCGAAGAUGAUCUCGUCGCCGUUCACGAAGGCGAGGAUACCGACCCCCCGACCUCGCGGUGGUGGGUGCCGACCCACGACGCGAAGGCCGAUGGUGAGGGUGAGGGUGGGAUCGCGUACGAGGAUGAGAUGCUGGCCGUGGACGAGGACUGGCUUGUGGUUGAGGGGAUGUUGGAUGCGGUUGAGGACGGGGAGGAUGAGUGGUUGUGAAUUUUUCCCGCCUCGGUGCAUACGAGGAGUGAUGGAAGGGAGUGAUAGGCUUGAGCGGUCAUCGUGUGUAUGAGGAUCUGGAGAAGCUUUUUGGGCCGCCUGGUCUUCUUUUGUUCUGUAUUUUGGUGCUUUUGGGGGGGAAUACCCAUUUUUGUUGUUUUUCAUACCGACUUCCGUUCCGUUUCCUCUCCUUUCCUUUCUUACACAUGUUUGAGGCGCCCAAUGCGUACGACAACCAACAGGCACAGCAUUCAAUUGACAAACUGACAGAAAGAAAAAAAAGCACGCUAGAUAAAUAC